Messenger RNA from Leguminivora glycinivorella, 680 nucleotides. RefSeq lists its product as uncharacterized. The coding region runs from base 282 to 596 and encodes 104 amino acids. The transcript is spliced from 2 exons. The record is from RefSeq and is a predicted model, not a curated record. NCBI's taxonomy places the organism in Eukaryota, Metazoa, Arthropoda, Insecta, Lepidoptera, Tortricidae.
CGUUCGUUCAUUUCUUGCAUUUGAUUCAAUGCAAAGUAAUAUUAAUUGUAGAUUCCAAUGAUCUAGAUCAGCUAGCUCAGGAACUCGCCCAAACUGAAGAAGAACAGUUAGUAAAAACCCAAAAAGUUUCCUCUGCAAAUAGAAUUGUUAGUACGCCGGCGUUUGAGUACGACAAAUAUUCAAGAACAAUAUUGAAGCCCCAAUACAGAGUGCACGAAAAGCCGCCUAAUAAAAACAGAAACGAGCUUGAGCAUACUAAUAAAUCGUUGUUCAACUCCAAAAUGUAUAAAGGUCGAAAUCCGAUCAACGCCAUCUUGAAUUCGGCGUAUCGAAAUCGCCGACCGAUAUUGAGAGAUCCCUUGGCAGGCAAAAUGUACGACCCUGCUCAUGAGCAUGCUCCAAGUAACAAGCCGGUGGAAUUAGAAUACCUCGACGACCAGUGGAAGCCUAAGAAAAAACAUCCCCAAUUUCAUUUUCCAACCUUCUCUUUUUAUAAUUUAUGGACGUACGACAAAGCUCUGUUCCAAGAUCGCUGUCCGACAAACCAGUUCUUAAAUGGCAGAUUCUGCAUCUACAGUCCACACAUCAUCACGUGAAUUUUCGCUUCAAUACAAAUACUUAAUUCAAAUUGGUAAAUGAUAACUGUUGAUGAUUAAAUAUAAUUGAUAAAUGUAUUGAAA